CAUGGAUCAAACAUGAAGUUGAAGAAUGACAGAGAUAUGGGAAAUUUUGAUUUGAAGCAGAUCUUCUCCUUCCAAACAACAUAUGGCUUUAAUGCUUUAUGUGUUGGGACAAUAUUUAGACAGAGUGGACUGAAUCUUAUCAUUGGUGGAGAGGAUGGUAUUAUAAGAAUCUUUGACUUGGGAAAAGAAAAGGAAUUCAAAAAUACACAGGUUAUCAUGGAGACCAAAAGUGGACCAAUUCAAUGUAUGGCAGUGCAGGAUGUUACAAAAUUUUAUCAUAAUGACCUUAUAGUUGCUGACUCCUGUGGAAUGAUGACCAUCUUCUGCAAUCAACAAAUACUGUGUCGACAAAGUGUCUCAGAUUCCUGUAUCAAUUGUGUUCAGACACAAACUAAUUCAAUGAAUAAUUUAGGGAUUGUUAUGAGUAACGACUCGGGAGAGAUAUUUGGUGUACUACCUUCCAAGGAAUUAUGGAGAAUUAAUAUCAAUGAUGCAAGCAAGGACCAAGUAGUAAAAUCCUCUAUAACCUGUUUAUUAGCAGUAGAUUUGCCAGAUCUUCAUGGGAAAAUGACCAGUUAUAUUUUAGCAGCAGACAGUUCUUGUAAUCUCAGUGUCAUACACCAAGGUCUGAUUGUGUCAAGUGUUAAAACACCCUCUGUAGUGACCGCUAUGUGUGCUGGUAAAUUUGUAGAUCCCUCAAAACUGUCAUUGCUACCUCCUUCAGCUGGUGGAUCUCCUGAUAGUCACCAGGUGGCACUUGGAACAGAAUCUGGAGCUAUCUUUAUUUUCUGCAAUUUCAGUAUAACAGAAGAAGAGUAUGUAAAUACAGGAUAUACCAUAACAUUGCUGAAGAAGUUAGAAUUACCAGAAUAUGAUAAUGAUAUACUUGUCUGUACAGGACAUUUCAAUGCUAUACAUAUUUAUCUAGAUGGAAAGAAACUUUGUCACCAUGUAACAUCAGACUGGGUGAACUGUUUUGAUAUUAUCGACCAGGAUGGAAGUAAGGAACUUGUUGUUGGGUGUUUAGACAGAUCAAUACAAGGAUAUAAAAUAAUGAUUUGAAAUCAAGCAGAGGUAUAAAAAUCUAUUUUCUGUAAAGGUUUUUUUCUUCUUGGAGGCCAGUUUUAAUGGAUUAAAAAAGAAUGGUGGAAAAGUUUACAUCCAUGUGACAAUAAAAUUUGUGGUUUUCAUGAAUAUUCAAAUAAUACUUUCCCAGCAACUGUUGCCAUUGGCAUCCUGACAGAGCUGAUUACUGAUUAUAUCAAGACUUUAUUUAAAGACUUGAGAAAUCAUUAUGAUUCGAUGAUACAAGAAAAUACCAGGAGACAGUAAAUAGAAGCUUUGAUAUACAUAAGCUCAUGGACUUAUACAGUGAUAUGGAAAAGUAGCUUGCUUAAAACCACAAAUAUAAGCAAAUUAUAUCUUUACCAUAUAUUUUAAUAAAAUA
This is a messenger RNA of Mytilus californianus (California mussel), 1447 nucleotides long. RefSeq lists its product as uncharacterized. The coding region runs from base 13 to 1062 and encodes 349 amino acids. Gene Ontology annotation, molecular function: protein binding. The record is from RefSeq and is a predicted model, not a curated record. NCBI's taxonomy places the organism in Eukaryota, Metazoa, Mollusca, Bivalvia, Mytilida, Mytilidae. The transcript has 8 exons.